AUGCACUUCCCCUUCCUCGAGUCCCUCGUCGUCGGCGACGUCGCCACGCUCAAGGACGGCACCGGCUCCCUCACUGUCUUCACCAACGACAAGGGCGGCGCCAUCGACGACUCCGUUAUCACCAAGGUCAACGAACAUCACGUCUACCUCGUCGUCAACGCCGGCAGCCAGGACAAGGACCUCGCCCACAUCGGCACGCACAUGGAGGCGUUCCAGAAGAAGGGCGGCGACGUCAAGUGGCACGUCCACGAUGAGCAACAACUUAUAGCUGCUCAGGGUCCUCUUGCCGCACCAACUCUCCAGUUGCUGACAAAGGAAGAUUUGAGCAAAAUGUACUUCAGUGACUUCAAGAUGAUUGACAUCAAUGGAUCUCUUUGCUUCCUCACCAGAACUGGUUACAACGGCGAAGAUGGAUUUGAAAUCUCUGUUCCAUCAGAGAACGCGGUCGCUCUCGCGAAGGCCCUCCUUGAGAAAUCAGAAGGUAAGGUGAGGCUGACCGGCCUGGGCGCCCGAGACAGUCUCCGGCUGGAGGCCGGCCUCUGCCUGUACGGCAACGGCAUGGAGCAGCACAUCACGCCGGUGGAGGCCGGCCUCUCGUGGGCGAUCGGCAAGCGGAGGAGGGCCGAGGGCGGCUUCCUGGGCGCGGAGGUGAUCCUGAAGCAGCUCAAGGAAGGCCCCAAGAUCCGGCGCGUGGGCAUCUUCUCGCAGGGGCCGCCCCCGCGGAGCCACAGCGAGAUCGUGAGCGGCACCGGGGAGAAGAUCGGCGAGGUGACCAGCGGCGGGUUCAGCCCGUGCCUGAAGAAGAACAUCGCCAUGGGGUACGUGAAGAACGGCCUGCACAAGGCCGGGACGGAGUUCAAGGUGGUCGUCCGCGGCAAGCAGUAUGACGCCGUCGUCACCAAGAUGCCCUUCGUGCCCACCAAGUACUACAAGGCCCCUUAGGUUGUGUACAGCAGGAAAACAAUGGAUGGAUGCUCCCUGGACUGCAAAUUUUCUCUCGCGACUCUGCCCAUGGCGGCCUGUUCAUGGCGGGCUGCCGCAGCUGUAACCUCUGUCGUCAGGCUUCCUCU
Molecule: messenger RNA, 1070 nt
Organism: Triticum aestivum (bread wheat)
Lineage: Eukaryota; Viridiplantae; Streptophyta; Magnoliopsida; Poales; Poaceae
Product: aminomethyltransferase, mitochondrial-like
Exons: 4
Coding region: 1-942 (313 amino acids)
Biological process (GO): glycine catabolic process
Cellular component (GO): mitochondrion; glycine cleavage complex
Molecular function (GO): protein binding; aminomethyltransferase activity
Source: RefSeq, a predicted model, not a curated record